Messenger RNA from Gastrolobium bilobum, 935 nucleotides. RefSeq lists its product as uncharacterized. The record is from RefSeq and is a predicted model, not a curated record. The coding region runs from base 116 to 760 and encodes 214 amino acids. The transcript is spliced from 3 exons. NCBI's taxonomy places the organism in Eukaryota, Viridiplantae, Streptophyta, Magnoliopsida, Fabales, Fabaceae.
GUUUCUCUCUCUCUUUUUGCUCUCUCUUUCUCUCUCCACCGAGCACCAACUUUCUAGUUUUUCUAGUUCUCAAUCUCACUAAUCUCAAUCUCCCUCCGCAUAAGGCUGUGUUUGGAUGGCGAAGAAGAGAAAGUCGGUGGCGACGCGCCUCGACGAAGUGGAUCGCACCAUGUACUCCACCUUCUGCAGCACCGCCAACUCCCUCUCUCAUCUCUACACUCACGCCAUGAAUCAACAAAAACUCUCCUUCCAAGCCGGUGAACGUCACGCUCUGGAGAAAAUGUAUCAAUGGAUUCUUAGACAACAACAAGAAGGAUCAAGGGUGUCGACGAUUGAUAUAGUUGCUCACUUGCAGAAUGAGCUUGAAUAUGGAGCAGAGGAAUCACCAAUGUCCCCAAGGCAGCCAAUUCAUCAACAGAACUCCCAGACUGCAAUUCACACUAACUUUGGUGCAUCCAUACCCCCUAAUGCAUUUGGAACAACUUUUGUAGGGCAGGGGAUACGUACUGGGCAACAUGAUCAACAAGCAAAAAACUCUGUAUUCUCAAAUGCACUCUCUAGCCCUAUUCGUCGCAGCCUUCAGCCAUAUCAUUUGGCACAGGGAAGCUUUCCUUCAAGCAAUAUCAUGUCAUCAGGGAAUGGAACCCGGAACAAUGAGGUGACUUAUCCUAGUGGCCAGAACAGGGAUACAAAUUCUUCCAACUCAAGUGAUUGCAUGGACAUGCAUGCAGACAGUCCUGGUCAUGAUUUUUCAUACUGAUGCUGUAAUAGUUAGAAUAGAGAACAGAAAAGAUGUCAUUUCUGAAAUAUGUCGUCAUAAAUGUGUGGAAAAAUGUUAAAAUUUAUUGUGGAUAGACUUCAAUUUAUUUGUGUACCAUUGUCAUCCAGUUUGAAGCUUGAACAUCAGUCUACUAUGUUAGCAGAUAGUUUUCAAA